AUGGAUCUUUUGGGAGGAAGAUUGGGAAGAACAGGAUGUAGUAGACUAUGUACAACAGUUACAAUCAGAUUAAAAAAAAAAGGAUCAAAUGAUUAUUUCAGAAACACAGCAGUUUAUGCUAGGUGUUCUGCACUGGAAAGAUUGGAAUUAUGGGAGCAACUGGAAGAGAUAGCAGAAAACUUUACCAUACCAUGGCUGGUUGGAGGAAAUUUUAACACAAUCAUGGAUGAAGCUGAGAAAUUGGGAGGCUUACUUGUGACACAAACGGAAAUAGUAGAUUUUGUGCAAUGUACAAAUGCUUGUGCAUUAAAUGAAAUCAAAUUCAAGGGCAGUUCAUACACAUGGUGGAAUGGCAGAAUUGAGGAAGAGAGUAUUUUCAAAAGUAUUGAUAGGGUAUUUGGUAACAAUGAACUGAUGAGAUUAAAACCUAACAGUGAGUACAAUGAAUUUAAAAAGGUUGUGAAAGAUAGCUGGAAUGGAGAAGAGAUUAAUGGGAAUCCUUUCACAGUGAUUCAUAGUAAGAUGAAGAGAAUUAAGUCUGUCUUAACACAGUGGAGUAGAAGAACCUUUGGGCAUAUUUUUCAGAGAAUUGCCACUUUAGAAGACACCAUUAAAGUUAUGGAAAUACAAAUGGAGAUUACACCAACAGCAGAAAACAGAGCUUUACUUCAUAAGGCAUAA
This is a messenger RNA of Solanum tuberosum (potato), 681 nucleotides long. RefSeq lists its product as uncharacterized. The transcript is spliced from 2 exons. The record is from RefSeq and is a predicted model, not a curated record. NCBI's taxonomy places the organism in Eukaryota, Viridiplantae, Streptophyta, Magnoliopsida, Solanales, Solanaceae. The coding region runs from base 1 to 681 and encodes 226 amino acids.